CUCAUAACAACGGAAGAUAAACAGAGCCAAUUAUGGCGUGAAGUCAUCGAGACGCAGCGAAGACGCGGUCGACUAUCUGGACUAAAAACAAAUAGUUUCAAUUCGAAUUCUACUUUAUUUAUUUCGCCAGGAUUCAUUAAUCCCUUACAAGACGCUGAAGUAGAAAUGAGGCAUUUUAAUUGACAACAUUCGGGAAUAUUUGGUGUCACAAUUAACAGCGUUGGCGUCGACGAAAGCAUGCGGACGUUGAAGACACAACGGAAGAAAAGGACAUGAAUGUAUUUACUAAGUAUUUUUCAGCACAUCUGGUGUUGCCUUCAGGGGACGUGGGAUUAUCUAACACGUCAGCAGCUCUCCGGACAACGAAAUCAUUCAUAGACUUUUUAGCGGACUCCCAUCUUCCAGCAUGCCUUUGCAGUCAAGGAGGCAAUGGACGACUGUCGUGUUCGGCGUCAUUAUCGGCUUCACUGCGUGCCAUUGGUUCAUUCUACCCCAAGUACAGGAAAAGAAACGGAAUGAAUCCCCGUGUUCGUUCAAUAGUGCCGCCGGGAAAAUAUCGACGAGUCCCGGUCAUAUGGACCACCGUGGAGCCGAAAGCCGGCCCAGACACUUCCUCUAUGUGGGCGUGAUGACGGCUAAGAAGUAUAUCAAUACCCGGGCCGUGGCUGCGUUCAACACCUGGGUGAGAUCCAUUCCCGGGAAGGUGGAGUUCUUCUCCAGUGAUGGCUCCGACAGCGUGGAGGUCCCCGUUCCGCUUCCAGUGGUCUCACUGGCCGGCGUGGACGACUCCUAUCCCCCGCAGAAAAAGUCCUUCAUGAUGCUGAAGUACAUCCAUGACCAUUACUUGGAUCAAUAUGAAUGGUUCAUGCGAGCGGAUGAUGAUGUUUACAUCAGAGGUGAGAAGCUGGAGUUGUUUUUGAGUUCUCUGAACAGCAGUGAGCCUCUUUACCUGGGCCAAACUGGCCUCGGCAUGGCAGAGGAGUUGGGCAAACUAGCUCUGGAGCCCGGGGAGAACUUCUGCAUGGGCGGACCUGGGAUGAUCUUCAGCAGAGAGGUUCUACGCAGGAUGGUGCCGCACAUCGGUUCUUGUCUCAAGGAGAUGUACACCACACACGAGGAUGUGGAAGUCGGCCGCUGUGUACGACGCUUUGCAGGGACGCAGUGCGUGUGGGCCUAUGAGACGCAGCAGCUGUUCUACGAGAACUACGAACACAAGAAAGGUUUCAUUGAGGAGCUUCACCGCAGCAAGAUCCACAAUGCCAUUACGCUACAUCCCAAUAAAUGGCCCGACUACCUGUACCGACUCCAUAACUACAUGUUGUCCCGUGAAAUCUCAAGGCUGCGUCACAACAGCAUCCUGCUGCACCGUGAAGACCUGACCAUGACACGUCUCAACGAUGCAGAAAUGAAUUGGGAGGACCAGCUGCUGGGAGCACCGCCUUCCUACAUGCGGUAUCAACCCAGUGAGCGCGAUGACGUCAUCGAGUGGAAUUUUUUGACCGGCCGUCACAUUUACUCCGCCGUUGAAAACAAGAUGGCCAGGCAAAGCCUCGGUAGCUCACUUCGGACGGCUUUAGAAGACAUCAUGCUCCAGGUGAUGGAAAUGAUCAACGGAAAUUCUAAAACACGCGGCCGCAUGAUCAACUUCAAAGAGAUUGAGUACGGUUAUUACCGGGUGGAUCCGAUGCACGGGGCUGAGUACGUUUUAGACUUAUUGCUCCUGUACAGAAAACGUCGUAAAAUAACCGUGCCUGUGAGGCGUCACGCUUACCUCCAGCAGUCCUUCAGCCGCCCCUUCUUUUGCGAAACCGAGGAGUUAAACGUGGCUGAACUUGUGCUCGCUAUCGACUCUGGAUCCCGGUCCCUAUCCUUUCUGUCCAACCCCCUCAGGUUACUGUCUCCUUUCCAGUUCUACGAGUCAACCAGAGAAACGAGGGAGCAAAGCCAGAGGAAAGUCAACAUCCUGGUCCCGCUGUCCGGUCGCUAUGACACCUUUGUCCGUUUUAUGGAGAACUUCGAACAAGUGUGCUUGAUACCCAAACAAAACGUUCAACUCUCAGUCAUCCUAGUGGACUCUGAGAGUUAUCAAGGCAAAGGGAAACAUGUUCAGUUAAUCAAAAAUUACAACAAAAAAUAUCCCAAAGCUGAGCUGGCAGUGAUUCCAGUGACAGGAAACUUUUCUCGGGGAUUUGCUCUUGAACUUGGCUCCUCGCUGUCUGACAAUGGCACUUUACUAUUCUUCUGUGACGUGGAUCUCAUCUUCAACGCGGACGCCCUUCAGCGCUGCAGAGAUAACACGGUGCAAGGAAAACAGGUCUUUUUCCCCAUCGUAUUUAGUCAGUACGACCCCAGUAUCGUGUAUGCCGAUAAAGCCGAGAGAGAAAACAAGUUUGUUCUAACCAAAAAAAGCGGGUUUUGGCGCGAUUACGGCUUUGGCAUAGCUUGCGUUUUUAAGAGCGAUCUCCUCCAAGCUGGUGGAUUCGACACCUCAAUCCUUGGCUGGGGAUUGGAAGAUGUCGACCUUUUCACGAAGGUCGUUCAUUCUGGUUUGAAAGUGUUUCGCAGUCAGGAGCCAGGAAUUAUUCAUGUUUAUCAUCCGGUCCAUUGCAGCCCAGGUCUUGAUCCAAAGCAAUUGAAAAUGUGCCUCGGGUCCAAGUCGAGUACGUAUGCUUCAACAAUGCAUUUAGCAGAGAUGUGGAUGGACAAGCAAUUUGAAGUCGGGAAUAACAGAAGUUCAUCUUGACAAGCAUUCAGAUUUACCUCAAAUCUGCGUGGAAUGCAUGUGUGAUACAUGUUGCAGGUGUUUCAGUAAAAACAAAAUAAAUGGUCGAAAAA
Molecule: messenger RNA, 2835 nt
Organism: Nerophis ophidion (straightnose pipefish)
Lineage: Eukaryota; Metazoa; Chordata; Actinopteri; Syngnathiformes; Syngnathidae
Gene: chsy3
Product: chondroitin sulfate synthase 3
Exons: 3
Coding region: 407-2743 (778 amino acids)
Cellular component (GO): Golgi cisterna membrane
Molecular function (GO): glucuronosyl-N-acetylgalactosaminyl-proteoglycan 4-beta-N-acetylgalactosaminyltransferase activity
Source: RefSeq, a predicted model, not a curated record